Molecule: messenger RNA, 1466 nt
Organism: Phyllostomus hastatus (greater spear-nosed bat)
Lineage: Eukaryota; Metazoa; Chordata; Mammalia; Chiroptera; Phyllostomidae
Gene: MRPS2
Product: mitochondrial ribosomal protein S2
Exons: 5
Coding region: 16-1455 (479 amino acids)
Biological process (GO): translation
Cellular component (GO): ribosome; mitochondrial small ribosomal subunit
Molecular function (GO): structural constituent of ribosome
Source: RefSeq, a predicted model, not a curated record
GAAUCUUCGGGGACAAUGACCCGGAGGCCCGCUGGCCGGGUACCCAGAGAAUGCACUUCGACUCCAGACUUGCCUAAGUUUAUGGAAACCUUCCAAGCCAAGCACUGUUUAAAAAUGAAAAACGAUUUUGGAGUGCAAGAGGUUGGGUUAGACUGGCCGGAGGUGAGGAGAGUGCCCAGGCCCGGCGGGUUCCCACAGGGACGGCUCGUGGGGCACUCGGCCGCGAGCACUGCAGGGAGGGGGCGAGGGAGAGGGCGAGGAGCCGCCCCCAGCGCCGUUCCGGAGUGUGGUGGGGUCUCGGGGAACGGGGGCAGGGCGAAGGGACGCGCCCCCCGACCCCGCACUCGCCCGGAUCCCGGUGAGGCCCUCGGUCUCGCGCGUCUGCAGUGCGGGGUAGGUGGCGAGCACGAGUCCGGCUCUGCCCGCUGCGGCAGGGACAGCCGGGGAGGCGCCUGGCGAGCUGGGCUGCAGCGCGGCGCGGAGCCUGCAGCGGCACCUCCAGGCCUGCAGGGGGCGGUGCCGCGACGGGGCGGGCCGCGGCGGAAGAAGAAGCCACUCUGGCACCGCGCCCGCCUCCUCCUCACCAUGGCGCCCGCGCGCGCCCUGCCCCGGCUGCUGAGCACGGGUGUCUGGCCCAGGUCGCUGCGUUUACGUGUCCUCCAGGCGGCGACCCCCAGCCCGGCCAGGCCGAACAGCAGGACGCUGGGAAGCGCCGCGACCACCGCCCUGAGCGAGCCGGAGGGUAGCGCCGAUCUCCAGGACAGGGUCCUCAGCGAGCCGCUCAAGCACUCCGACUUCUUCAACCUCAAGGAGCUGUUUUCCGUGAGGACCCUCUUCGAUGCCCGGGUGCACCUGGGGCACAAAGCCGGCUGUCGGCACAGGUUCAUGGAGCCGUACAUCUUUGGGAGCCGCCUGGGCCAGGACAUCAUCGACCUGGAGCAGACCGCCGCGCACCUGCAGCUGGCCUUGAACUUCACGGCCCACGUGGCCUACCGCAAGGGCAUCAUCUUGUUCGUGGGCCGCAACCGGCAGUUCUCGCACCUGAUCGAGAACACGGCGCGGGACUGCGGCGAGUACGCGCACACGCGCUACUUCAAGGGCGGCCUGCUGACCAACGCGCCGCUCCUGCUGGGCGCCGGCGUGCGGCUGCCGGACCUCAUCGUCUUCCUGAGCACGCUCAACAAUGUGUUCGAGCCCCACGUGGCCGUGAGGGACGCGGCCAAGAUGAACAUCCCCACGGUGGGCGUGGUGGACACCAACUGCAACCCCUGCCUCGUCACCUACCCCGUGCCCGGCAAUGACGACUCGCCACCGGCCGUGCAGCUCUUCUGCCGCCUCUUCCGGACCGCCGUCACCCGCGCCAAGGCCAAGCGCCUGCAGGUCGAGGCCCUGUGCCGGCUGCAGGAGGGCGCCGAGGGCCGGGGCCCCGCGGACGCUUCGACCCCGGGCACGUAGGCCGUCCCCCC